Molecule: messenger RNA, 798 nt
Organism: Glycine soja
Lineage: Eukaryota; Viridiplantae; Streptophyta; Magnoliopsida; Fabales; Fabaceae
Exons: 5
Coding region: 158-547 (129 amino acids)
Biological process (GO): regulation of transcription by RNA polymerase II
Cellular component (GO): nucleus; NuA4 histone acetyltransferase complex
Source: RefSeq, a predicted model, not a curated record
ACAGUACCCAUAUUUCACGUCCUUUACAGUUGACACUAUAAAGAGCUUCUUCUUCCUCUUCUUCUUCUCCUUCUUCUUCUUCUUCAGGGUUUAUGCCUUCUUCUUUUUGUUCCCCGUGCGUGUGCGUACGUUGUUCGUGAACAAUAUAUAAAGACAAAUGAGCAGUGGCGGAAGGGCUGGGAAACCCAAAGAGGAGGAGCAAGAUGGCAUGUCCGUCCACUCUCCUUGCAAACCUCCUCCUUCCUCUGCUUCCUCUCUCCCCAAGGAGCAGUCACAGGUUGAAUUGGAGCUGAGAUUGUUGGAAGCUCUUGAGAUUUACCCUCCAAUGAAACUACAAGGAGUACAUCGUCACUUUGUCCUUUAUGGUCUGAUGGAAUUUCUAAGGAGGAAGUUUGACAGACAAUUUUCUUCUGAGGAGGUCCUACAAUUGCUGGAUCGGUUCUACAACUUAGAAAUGCUGAAAACAGAUGAUGACGAGAUUGAUUUGCUGACUCGCGAAGAAGAAUUUUCCUUGCCUCAGAGUUUCUUUGUCAAGGAAGAAACCUGAGCAACAAUUUUUGGAGUAUAUACAUUUUUUGUUUCAACCGUUAUUAAUCUUUUGAUGUGUACAGCUGGUUAUUCUAUUAUUCCUUUCCCCUCUUUCCUCUUUUGGGAUUAUGUUCAUGGUAGACCCGUUAAGUGUUGGUGGUGUUCUUAUCAUAAUGUAUUUAGCUACACUGGUUCGGAUAUAAUGCAUUUCGACUUGAGGAUAUUAGAUCGAUCAUAAACACAUCAUGCAAUUGUAAUCUGUUUGUUUUA